Cinara cedri is the source of this 276-nucleotide messenger RNA. Lineage: Eukaryota; Metazoa; Arthropoda; Insecta; Hemiptera; Aphididae. The record is from the annotation of a GenBank genome assembly.
AUGUAUGUGAAAUCUGCAAUUUUAGAACCAAAUUUCAGUUUAUAUUCAAAUUUUAUAAAUGUUGAUUCAUUACCUUCAGAAAUAAAAUUGUGGAAAAAAAAAUGGAUUGCAUUUAAAGAUACAGAUCGUCCAAAUUCAGCUGUAGAAUCAUUAAAUUAUUGUGACCCUGAACUUUUUCCAAAUAUUCAUUUUUUAUUAAAAGUGCCGAUUUCUAUAGCAACUGCCGAACAAACUUUUUCGGCAUUAAAACGCGUCAAGACAUUUUUACGAAACUAG